Oncorhynchus kisutch (coho salmon) is the source of this 2201-nucleotide messenger RNA. RefSeq names its product mediator of RNA polymerase II transcription subunit 19-A. Bases 239 to 829 code for a protein of 196 amino acids. Lineage: Eukaryota; Metazoa; Chordata; Actinopteri; Salmoniformes; Salmonidae. Gene Ontology annotation, biological process: positive regulation of transcription by RNA polymerase II. The record is from RefSeq and is a predicted model, not a curated record. Gene Ontology annotation, molecular function: transcription factor binding; transcription coregulator activity. The transcript has 7 exons. Gene Ontology annotation, cellular component: mediator complex.
CACACAAAGUUGCUAAAAGUACACGAGAUAACGUACAGGAUCAGUCUAGUAAUGCAACAGGAAAUUAUUCUCACCGGUCAGACGGACCCGAACCCCAGAGGAACAGGCAACUGUUGUUCAGCAAAGUCACGGAGAAGAGCCGAGAGUUUAUAUCCGAUGCCAGGGACCUCCCCGAUCAUCGUCUCUGGGAUUUGGACCGGGAAAUCCACCACCCCCUCUGCCGCCUAACCAAGUCCCGAUGGCGGCCCAGAUGCCACCCCAGCUCGGGGAUGAGGGGCCUGCUCUACGGAAACCGGGAGCCAUGAACGAACCUUUUUAUUUACUGCGAGAACUACCAGUGGGCAAUGAGCUUACGGGCAACACCAACCUCAUCACCCAUUACAACCUGGAACACGCUUACAACAAGUUCUGUGGCAAGAAAGUCAAGGAAAAGCUCAGCAACUUCCUGCCAGAGUUACCAGGUAUGAUAGACUGGCCUGGUACCCAGGAUGGCAGUUCGUUGCGCUCUCUGAUAGAGAAGCCUCCAGUGUGUGGCAACUCCUUCAGCCCUCUGACCGGAGCCAGCCUCACCGGCUUCAGACUGCACACCGGACCGCUACCGGAGCAGUACCGGCUGAUGCACAUCCAGCCUCCAAAGAAGAAGAGCAAGCAUAAGCACAAACACAACCGACCACAGGAUCCCAUACCGCAAGAGACACCCUCAGACUCUGACCCCAAGAAGAAGAAGAAGAAAAGAGAUGACGACCCUGACCGCAAGAAGAAAAAGAAAGACAAGAAAAAGAAGAAGGUGCGUGCGGGUACUGGUGUUCUCCCUGGCCAGAAGAGGUAGACCAUUUUAAUUAGCUUCAUUAUUUUCUAGAAAUAUUUGUAUUAUAUUGAAUGUGUAGGCUACCUGUUCAGAGGAAUGCACUUGAUGUUUAUCAUUUAGUGUAUUUCUCAUGCGCUUGCCAUUGAUUGUUGUGUCACUAAUUCCCUAUUAAGUCGCUGUUACUACUUUGUACGUAUUUUUUUGAUCCUGAAUCACUAUUUUCCUGUGCGGUGUUUUGAAAGGAGUGUCAUAACUGUCCUGUGACGAUCUGAAGGAUCGGGUUACAGUGGGUCCGCUCUACAGCGUGCUCUCGUAGAAGGGGAGAGCGGGAAGUCUGCCGUUUUAUGGCGGUCAUAAAAUACGCUGCCCCAAUGCUCUGUAGUGUUGGAGGUUGGAAUGUAAACUGUGAGAACACAGAGACACCGUUGGACAUCAAAAGUAUGAAUAAUUAAACAAUAUUUAUAUUGUUGAGAAUGUGGGAGUGGUCCGUGGACACUUAAGGGACAGUCAUGGUUUCCCUUAAAGUGUACUUUCCCCAAAUGUCAGGUUCACAUCUAAAUAUUGUGACAUGUAUGUAAUUAAACAUUAAACUAUUUGUGAAAAGAUGUAAUGUGAUGUUAACCUAAAUGAGAAAAUAUGGGUUUUCAUAUAAAGUUAACCAAAUCAGUGGUCACGCCCACGUGAGCGUCAUGGAAUUGCCCCUUUUUCCAGAGUAUAAAGCAAAAUUCCUACAAAAAUGUACAUCAAGUCAGAGAACGCCAGGAUGGAAUCCCCGCGUUGGAAUGGCUACAAUUCUAUAGAUUAUUAGACCAUACAGCUGUAGUUUUGGCUACACGGCUGGAAAUGGUUAAACUCUGGGACUAUCGAUCACUACAGAAUAAGAGCAAAUCCUAGGCGUAAAAUUACUAGUCUACAGCUAGAAAUUACGUAAGUCUAGGACGAGAAUAUUGGCAAACGCCGAAACAUCCAUUCUAAGAGCAUGGUACACCUGACGUAUCCAUUACAACAGACACUAUCCAGAGCUGCGGAGAAAACUACAACCACGAAGGACAUUGUGACUUCUGGGGAAGAUAACCAGAGACCCUGAUGAACUGACUUUCCAACAGAGACAACAUAUGGGCGUAAAUAUAUACAUUGCAAUUAUUCUCGAUUGAGCUGCCGUUCAUGUGCAAAGGAUUAGCAUUUCAAUUAAUAUAUUUAUCAACUGUGUGUAGUGAAUCUAUUUGUCAAUCACGCUCUCUGUCCUCACCCCUUUCCUUUGUCUAUCAAGCCGUCAUAUUGGCUUCGUCCGCUAGGGACCUUUUCUUUGUAUCUUGUAGUAACCCAAAUAUCUACUGUUUGUUUUAUUUAAUUGUGUGAUUAUUUAGUUAGUAAAUAAAUAAGCCAACUUGUA